GCGGUCUCAGUCCCGACUUUGUGUUUCUGUUCUUCACAUCACUCUACAUGAAGAUGGUCGAUACAUGAUCCAUCACCUUCCCCUCCACCGCUUGAUCUGUGAUAUUCAAAUAGACACUCAGCUCCGUUCCGGGUUGACUUAAGGAGGCGAAGAAUGAUCUCCAGUACUGGCAGUCUCGUCUUCUUUCUUUGUCUCUCUUUCUUCUCAACAACCGCUGCUGGUUCAGCAUCACCUGUCUCCGAGCGAGACACCACCACCUUCACCCUCGACGAACCACUGCUUGCCGUCCAGAUCGGCGGAAUCAUCGCCGCCUAUCUCUUCAGCGUCAUCUUCUUGCUGAGUCUCCUCCUCGUCGUCGGACGCCGUCUGCGCCGCGCCGUCCUCUCCUCCAACUUCUCCCUCCAAGUCCAAAUGAUGCAACCCAUGAAACCACCCCCCAGCAUGGACCCCAGCCCCGUCACCCCGAUCAGUGUCCACCUCCCCAGUCCCGGGGGGAUUGGGCCUGGCCCAAUCCCCCCGAUGCCCGGAUAUACCACCAACACCGGUACUCGUCACAGCAACAACAACAACCGCUCCUGGAGCACCUUCAGCAAACACAGCGGCUCGCACAAGAAGUCGCAGUCCCAGCUCUCCAACCCGAGCAGCAGCAUCAGUCUGGCGACCUUCGACGACGGCGUCGUCGCCUCCGACCGCCGCAAAGCCCAGGAAGACCUGGAGAUGCUGUAUGCGGCCGUGAUGGAGCACGACGAGAUUAAGGCAGCCAACGGCGGCGGCAGCAGCAGCCCGCAAGACCGCAACGUCUCGCCCACGGAUACAGUGAACAGCAACCCGUUCAUCGACCCGCCGGUGGCGCCCGCGCAGGUGCCGACUUCGCCUCGCACGCCGUCUCGACUGUCGAGGAUCUCUUCCUCAUUGUCGCUUUUCUCGAGCAGUCGCGACCAGUCGUCGACCUCGCUCGCCAACCCCAGUGCUGCAACUGUCUCCUCUCCCAAGGGAGCCAGCGGACGGGGACUGGGACUCCGCUCGCCGCGUCUGGGGCUGCCCCUGCGGAAGAUGUCGAUCUCCUCACCGAUCACCUCGCCGCGGAAUCACGCUGCGCGAGAGAACGAGGACGAGGACGAUCCGUACGCGCAUUCGCCGCUAACGCCGAGGAUCUAUCACCCAGCGCCGCCGCCAGUUCCGCCGUUGCCGGCGCAGAUGCAUGUCGGCGGUGCACAAAGACCCGGCGCACGGAGACAAUUCACCCACCCACCACCACCGCAGCAACAAGAGUACCAGUACCAGCAUCCAGACCCUUACAACACAGACGACCUCCCGCAAUCCCAGACCGGUCUCCCGCCCCUCCCCACGCCACGAGGAAUCCUCUCUUCCACUAAUCCUGAAUACCUCGACGCAACGAACCCCCGCAAACCAGCCCGCAACGCCCCUCCCCCACUCACACUGACCAAGCCCCUCAGUCCAGCAGCCGCAGGCGCAGCAGGCCUCGAUGGCGGACCCGCAGCCGGACGCAGCCUGCCCCUCCGCGACGCCUACCCGCUGCAGAGCGCGCCGGCCACCAAGCUGACCGUCCUCGAGCGGCCCGUCAAACCCCAUGGGGCCCCGCGGACGGGCAUCCCCACCCCGUAUAGCCCCUACAUGCCGUUCACGCCCGUGACGCCGCUAACGCCGAGUCGGAUGGUCACGAAGCGGCAGCGGCGGAAGGAGGGGAGGGAGACGGGGUUGCAUGUGCUGAGGGAGGAUGAUAUGGUGAAGGGGGGUGGGGAUUUGUGGGGGUAUUAGCGGUCUUUUUGGGGGGUGUUGGAUGUUUAGUGUGGAUGGGAGAGGGUCAAUGUUAUGAAUUAUGAGUAUUAUGGGGUGUUCUUUUCCUUGGAGGGUGGAUUGGGAUAUCAAUCGAUCUAUAAAUGCAUGCCUCCCGGGGUAGUGAGAAUAUACAAUAGCUUCCACUAAUUCAUCUUCAGGUUGUUUUAUCUGGACUCGAUCUAGCUAAGAUGCAAAGUUUGAUUUCAAAGUCAAAUUGCAGAAUGUGACUUGAAUUCUCUAUUUGCCGCUAUUAGUAGCGGCAAAUAUAUACCAAAUCUAGAUCACAGUACAGAAGGGAGUCAGAGACGAUAAGUUGCGUGGACGAGCUACGAGAUUAUGGAAUACUUUGUAGCGAGCAAAGACAGUGAAUAAACUUGAUACAACUCUUUGAGAUGG
Aspergillus uvarum CBS 121591 is the source of this 2196-nucleotide messenger RNA. RefSeq lists its product as uncharacterized. The record is from RefSeq and is a predicted model, not a curated record. Bases 154 to 1779 code for a protein of 541 amino acids. Lineage: Eukaryota; Fungi; Ascomycota; Eurotiomycetes; Eurotiales; Aspergillaceae. The transcript has a single exon.